Molecule: messenger RNA, 684 nt
Organism: Danaus chrysippus (African queen)
Lineage: Eukaryota; Metazoa; Arthropoda; Insecta; Lepidoptera; Nymphalidae
Source: the annotation of a GenBank genome assembly
AUGAUGCAUAAGCGUGUUCAUCUGCAUAGAGAAUGGAUGCAGCCGACAGGGGCCAACAAAUCCGCUUAUCACGGUCACUGGCGUUUCCUACGCCGGCCUGUACCGAUGCAAAACGGCCUUAAUGGAUUUUUCAUGUCGAUUGCACUCUGCAUAAGUGAACUAAGUGAGGAAAUCAAAGAAAUAAUACAACAUGUUCACAACGAGUGCGUCGGUAAGACCGGGGUGGCGGAAGAGGAUAUAGCGAAUUGCGAAAACGGCAUUUUUAAGGAGGACAUGAAAUUGAAGUGCUACAUGUUUUGUUUACUGGAAGAAGGGAGUCUUGUUGACGACGACGGUAAUGUUGAUUAUGAUAUGAUGGUCAGUUUGAUACCAGAUCAAUACACAGACAGAGUCCUCAACAUGAUAAAUGGUUGCAAGCAUUUGGACACUCCUGAUAAAGAAAAAUGCCAACGAGCAUUUGAUGUUCACAAAUGUUCAUACUCCAAAGAUCCUGAUCAGUGGCUUGUUACUGUGGACGGAGUAGCGAACAACGCCGUGGGACCGUCGUGGAGGGUUGUCGCUAUGUCGGCUGCCUUUGGCCAAAAGCCUACCCGCGCUUUAGUUCAGCCAGAACUUGUAUUUCUUAACAAUAAACAAAUAACAAGAACAAUAAAAACCUGGGAAUAUCUUUUCCGGUCGUAUUAA